GCAGUGCACAUCACUACAGUGAACACAAACAUACUAGUGAGUGCAACUAUAUUAGAGAUACAGUGAGCUAUUCAUAUAAUUUCAUAUAUGAAUUUACCUGCUGAUUUACUUUUGAUUAUAUAAUAUUUUUGUUCAGAACUGGCUUUUAAGACAUGAUGUCAGGAGAAUCAGGUAAGUACAUAUUUCUAAAAUGAUCCUAAAUACUAGGCACACAAGCUCAUUCACCAAUUCAAUGUAUUUUAUUGUAUUCUGUGCUUUAAUUGUACAUUUUAAUAUCUGUAUGAAUACGAAUACCAGAUCCCCUACUUGGCAAUGAAGAAGAUCCGUCAUCAGAGUCUCCUUCUGAGGUGUCAAACAUACUGUCAUUCUCUCCAUCUACUGAUGAAAUGGAUGAAUCUACUGUGAGGAUUGUGCUGCUGGGUAAAACUGGAUCGGGGAAAAGUGCAACAGGAAACUCCAUCCUGGGCAGAGAGGCUUUUACAGCGCAGUGCUCUCCUGAGUCAACCACUAAGAUCUGUAGAAAGGAAAAUAAUGAAGAGAAUGGCCGACUGAUAUCAGUGAUUGAUACUCCUGGACUCUGUGACACGUCGAUGUCUCCUGAAGAAGUGAAACGUGAAAUAGAAAAGUGCGUCUACAUGUCUGUUCCUGGUCCUCAUGUGUUUCUGCUGGUGAUCAGACUCGGGGUGAAGAUCACAGAGGAAGAGCAGAACACUGUGAAGUGGAUUCAGAAGAACUUUGGAGAAGAUGCUUCUAGGUACACCAUCAUAGUGUUCACUUUCAGAGACAGCGUGAAAGGAACGACUGUACAAGAAUAUAUACACGCCAGCAAAUAUCUCAGAAACCUGAUUGACAGCUGUGGAGACAGAUACACCUUCCUCAACAACGAGGAUCCUGACGACCGCACUCAGGUUGAUGAACUGCUGAAAAAGAUUCAGGAGCUGAUACAGAAGAACGGUGGAAAGUCCUACACUAACGCCAUGUAUGAAGAGGCUCAGGAGAAGAUCAGACAGGAAGAAGAGAGAGUGAGACAGGAAGAAGAAAGGCAAAAAGAGGAAGAGAAGCAAAGGAUCAUUGAGGAAUACGAGAGGAUAAAGAAUAGGUGGAAAGCGCAGUUGAAGUCAGAUUUACAAAAAAUGGUAAAUGAAUGUUUUAAUUGUUGGCCCAAAAGCGUAUUUGGUAUAGUAAAAGCAGUGAUGAUUGGCGUACCAGUGUUCCUUCUAGGAGCAUCUUUCUUGAUUGUCACAAGCCCGAUAAUUUUUGCAGUUUGGGCUUUCAGAAAAAUAAGAAACAAAUUAAAGACUGAAGCCGAAUAUAUACAUAUUGCCAAUGAUUAAAUGAGUUAAAGCCCCACUAGGCAGUAUUUCCUUGAUUUAUUUUAUCUUUUUAAAGAAGUGAAUUUACAGCUUGAAACUCACUGCAGCGCUGCAUUGAGGUGUAAUAGGAGGAAUAGCGGUGCUCUCGUGUCUGUGCCGGAGCUCCUCUGAGUUUUCUGAGUAAGUUUUCAGAGGCGGCCGCGACCAACGCUCGCGAGAACUGCGGCCUGCUUUCCGACCUUUAGUUCUAACAGUUCUACAAGGGCUACUGGUUCAUUCUUUACGAACUAACAUACAGACACUCUGCACUCCAGCAGAAGCUGGAAAGAGACCGGAUAUGUCUGUGAAAGCCAGAAAACGAGAAAGAGAAACUAAUCCGCCUGAAACAUUUAUUACACUCUACAACUGUAGGGGGAGCCCACAAGCACAAAAUCUCAAUCCUACCUAGUGGAGUUUUAAUUACAUCAUCAGUUAUCCAGCAAUAUAAUUAAUCUUGCUUCCAAUGAGUGCAAACACCAUCUAUUCUAUUAUCUUUAACUGUUCAUAGGUGUAUCAGUUAAAUGUUUUAUUAUAUGUGUUUUAUUUCCAGUGUAACAGUUGUUAUGUUAGGUAAAAUAAAUAUAAAUGUAAGGAUAUGAGGAACACUAUUGAAAAUGUUUCAUUCUGUGAUUAAUAUAUUAACAAAGAAAUCAUUAUUGUACAUUAUUCAGAUUUCAUGUGUGAUUUGUAUUUGCUCCAUUU
Molecule: messenger RNA, 2054 nt
Organism: Astyanax mexicanus (Mexican tetra)
Lineage: Eukaryota; Metazoa; Chordata; Actinopteri; Characiformes; Acestrorhamphidae
Product: GTPase IMAP family member 7
Exons: 3
Coding region: 387-1334 (315 amino acids)
Molecular function (GO): GTP binding
Source: RefSeq, a predicted model, not a curated record